AUGGAGUCUACCCAAGAUUUAGAUAAUCCAUAUACUUCGAGCUAUGGUCUCCCGAACAAUUCUUACUUAGUACCUCCCCUCAGUACUAGUGAUUCCGUCGACGAACCAUCGAAUACCAACUCCACCAACCAGGCGUCCUUGCUUUCGACAUUUUUGGGUUCCCUACCUUUGCUUCUGGCGUAUCCAAUUAUAUUCUUGUCCCAUCACUUGAAUGCUACAUCCAGUAUUGACUCCGGAAAUAUUGGAACUAGCAUACUAUUGAAUGUUUUCCUUUCAUCUGCAUUUAUACUAAUUGCUACAUUUUUCACUAGGCUUUCAAUUUUCCUACUGACAAAUCCCGGCAGUGGCCAGGAAGGUACAGGAUCAAAAUCUAACGUGUUUACAACUCUUACAUUAUUGACUGGUGCAUUUUUGAUACAAUUUUCCUCAUCAUAUUUGCUGUUUACUAGGGCAGCUUUGUUAUGCAUUGGAUUGGUUUUAGACCCGUGGAAUCUUUAUACGAUAUUUUCGUUCACUGGAGACUGCUACAAGUAUAGAGGCGACCAGAGUGCAAUAAUUAGAAUAAUUUCAGCGUAUGCAUUGCUCAUCAUUGGGUUCUACAUUAUGAUAAGGAAGUUGAAAGCUGCAUCCUUAAACUUAAUUUUGAUGAAUGUGUCGAAGUCCGUUUUGUUUGGUAUUGCCUUUGUGACUGGCUUUACUAUUAUAUUCUAUAAGCGAGAAUACAUAAGCCUUAGUAUUCUCGGCGUGAAUUUGGCUAGUUGGGCAGUGUUUCUUAUAGCAUCCCAGGAAAUCGAUAUCAAGAAGAAUCGGUUCAAUCCCUUGAUUGUGGCAGUUCUAUCCACCGUGUUUGAAUACAUCGUUUCGGGACAGGGCCUCCUGAUUGAACAAGGUAUUAACAGUGCUUUAACAUUAAUCAUUAAGCCACGAUUUGAAAGUCUGUUGAACGUGGAGACUGGUAAGGGAUACAAAAAGCCAUCUUCAAUAUUAAGGCAGUUGAUAAGUCAUGAGGAUAACCGAGCAAUAUUCAAUUUUUUGCUUUUAAAUUUGAGUUUUAUGUUCGUACAAUUCCUUUAUUCCUUCAGAUCCAGAUCCUUGGGACUACUUUCCGACUCGUUGCACAUGGCUCUAGAUUGUAUGUCUCUUGCCUUGGGAUUGGUUGCUGGGAUUCUUUCAAAGCACGAGAUUGAUCCAAAUGGGAAAUAUCCCUUUGGCUUGCGCAAUUUUGAAAUUUUAGCUGGUUUCACCAAUGGAACUCUUUUAAUUGGAAUAAGUGGAUCAAUCAUGUUCGAAGCAAUAGGAAGAUUAUUUAAUCCAAUCCGUUUACAAAGAACCAAUGAAUUGAUUAUUGUUUCUAUUUUGGGGCUUUUAGUUAAUUUGGUAGGAAUUUUUGCAUUCAAUCACGGUCAUUCCCAUUCCCAUUCCCAUUCACACUCGCAUUCUCAAGCCCACGCACACUCGCAUUCACAUGCACAUUCACAUUCCCACGCGUCUUCUGAGAGCAACAGUAUUGAUAAUGUUCCCAAGGACAAAGAGGUCCAUGAUAAGCAUCUGCACGAUGGCCAUGAUGCUGAUGAUCAUGGACACGGUCACAUGAAUGACAACAUGAGAGGAAUCUUCUUACAUAUUUUGGCAGAUGCAUUGGGUUCAGUGGGAGUGGUUAUUUCCACAAUAUUAACGAGGAUAUUCCAAUGGGAAGGAUUUGAUCCCACUGCUUCGUUAAUAAUUGCAUUCAUGAUUUUCAUUUCUGCGGUCCCAUUAAUAAAGUCAACCGCAUCGACUUUACUUUUGAAGAUAGGCAAGAAGAGAGAAGACCAAAUUAGAGGGGCUUUACAUGACAUCUCAGAGAUUAAAGGCGUGCGAUCAUUUACUACUCCACGAUUUUGGCCAAAUUCGGAAAAUUCUAUAAAUGGUUACGUCCACAUACAAAUCUACCGAGGAGAGAAUAGUUCCUUUAUCAAAAGACAAUGCGAACGAAUAUUUGAAAGUGUUUCGAUUGAUGUAAUGAUUCAAAUUGAAAAUGAUUAUGAUGAUUGUUGGUGUAGAAGUUAG
Molecule: messenger RNA, 2049 nt
Organism: Hemisphaericaspora subhashii
Lineage: Eukaryota; Fungi; Ascomycota; Pichiomycetes; Serinales; Debaryomycetaceae
Product: metal cation transporter
Exons: 1
Coding region: 1-2049 (682 amino acids)
Biological process (GO): intracellular zinc ion homeostasis; transmembrane transport; zinc ion transport
Cellular component (GO): Golgi apparatus; membrane
Molecular function (GO): zinc ion transmembrane transporter activity
Source: RefSeq, a predicted model, not a curated record